CGCGGCGGCUCCUCCGCCCAGGAGCUCAAUAACAGCCGCCCCGCCAGGCAGGUCCGCCGGCUGGAGUUCAACCAGGCCAUGGAGGACUUCAAGACCAUGUUCCCCAGCAUGGACUACGACAUCAUUGAGUGCGUCUUGAGGGCCAACAACGGCGCCGUGGACGCCACCAUCGACCAGCUCCUGCAGAUGAACCUGGACAGCAGUGGCUGCGACGACAGCUCGGACUCGGAGGACAGCAUCCCCCCCGAGAUCUUGGAGCGGACCCUGGAGCCGGACAGCUCGGACGAGGAGCCCCCUCCCGUCUACUCCCCUCCCGCCUACGAGAGCCAGGCAUUUGGCAGCCGCUACCCCCACGCGCCGCCCACCCCACCACCCAGGACGGACGUGCCGGGGCCUGGCAGCACCCUGGCACCUGGGCGCUACAGGAACUGGAACCCGCCGCUCUUGGGCAACCUCCCCGAGGACUUCCUCCGCAUCCUGCCCCAGCAGACCGCUGGCGCACAGUACCUAGAGGACGAGCGGAUCGCGCUCUUCCUGCAGAACGAAGAGUUCAUGAAGGAGCUCCAGAGGAACCGGGAUUUCCUCCUCGCGCUGGAGAGAGAUCGAUUGAAAUAUGAGUCAAAAAAAUCCAAGUCGACCAGUGUUGCUGUCAGCAGCGACUUUGGUUUCUCCUCCGUAAUAUCAGGUGACGUAGCCCCCUCUGUAACCAGCGAGGCCGGUGGUGCUGUGUCUGACGAUGCCUUAUUCAGAGACAAAUUGAAACACAUGGGAAAAUCCACGCGCAAGAAGCUAUUUGAACUUGCCAGAGCCUUCUCCGAGAAGACGAAGAUGAGGAAAUCGAAAAGAAAACACUUGUUGAAGCACCAGGUGCUGGGGACGGCGGCUUCCACGGCAAAUCUUCUCGACGAUGUCGAAGGACAUUCAUGUGAUGAAGACUUCCAAGCACGGAAGCAGCAGCUCCGGGAGGAGGAGGAGACGCCAAAGGAAGGGCAGUAAAUGGUCCCAGUGCUGGGGUUUAUUGCUGGCACAGAACGUGCGCAAGGCUUCAUAAGAAGAUGGCUGAAAAAG
Molecule: messenger RNA, 1068 nt
Organism: Aptenodytes forsteri (emperor penguin)
Lineage: Eukaryota; Metazoa; Chordata; Aves; Sphenisciformes; Spheniscidae
Gene: CUEDC1
Product: CUE domain containing 1
Exons: 10
Molecular function (GO): ubiquitin binding
Source: RefSeq, a predicted model, not a curated record